Messenger RNA from Girardinichthys multiradiatus, 1748 nucleotides. It is a transcript of the gene pln1, whose product is annotated as phospholamban. NCBI's taxonomy places the organism in Eukaryota, Metazoa, Chordata, Actinopteri, Cyprinodontiformes, Goodeidae. The transcript has 2 exons. The coding region runs from base 299 to 460 and encodes 53 amino acids. Gene Ontology annotation, biological process: negative regulation of heart rate; negative regulation of calcium ion import into sarcoplasmic reticulum; negative regulation of ATPase-coupled calcium transmembrane transporter activity. The record is from RefSeq and is a predicted model, not a curated record. Gene Ontology annotation, molecular function: ATPase inhibitor activity. Gene Ontology annotation, cellular component: membrane; sarcoplasmic reticulum.
CUCUCCUAAAAUCCUCGCUGGGAUGUCCUGCCUCCCUACCUCCCUCCCUCUCUGCUCCUCCUGUCUCUUUCUCACAGUGUUUUCAGCCUUGGAGAGUGCUGCAUUUCUGACAUUACUGUCUCCAGCUCUAACCUGCUCCGUUCUCAUCUGCAAGAGAGGAGACGACGGAAAGAGAGGACAAGAGACCAGAGGUUGCCGUUUCCAGCUCUAUCCAGCAUCAACAGGCACAGCAGCCGGACCAAACUGCCUCAGUUCCAGAUCUCCCUAAGGUCCACAGGUCCACCACCCCGCCGCCCUCAUGGAGCGCGUCCAGCACAUGACCAAGUCGGCCAUCCGUCGAGCAUCUCAGAUCGAGGUGACCCCCCAGGCCAAGAGGAACCUGCAGGAGCUGUUUGUCAACUUCACACUCAUCCUCAUCUGUCUGCUUCUCAUUUACAUCAUCGUCCUCCUGAGCAGCUGAGAGUGGAAGAGAUAAAUGCAGAGUCUGGCAGAGCUCAAGUGCUGAAAAAGCAAGUUUCCUGAUAAAAUUCAGAUUUUUUUAAAUAAGUCAUUAAAUCUCUGCUUCUCUUGUUUAAUCACAAGCAACAUUAUUCAACAUUUAUUCAAUUUCUCUCUAUGCACUGCAUUAUUCUGAUUACACUUUGUAUAAAUAAUAUUAAACAAGAUGCACAAGUGGGCAACAUUAACAUAUCUCUGAGGUUUGCUUCGUGUUGCUACCAUCACACGCAUGAACGUGGUUAGUUGACUGAGAGACAUAAACGUCACAACUGCUAUUAUUAAAAAGAACAUUUCUACAGCAACAAGUGUGGUUUGACAUGACAAAUUUCUCUUUAUAUGUUUAACCCUUAAGAGGUCCUUUAAUCCACUGAUGCAUUUGCCCCUAAGCUUCCUAAACUGCCGUAAAAGUAAUAUAUAUUGAUUUUUCUCAUCCCAAACAUGUCAGUCUUUUAAAUCUACUUCAGGCUGAAAUAUUUAUAGUAACUAUUAUUUAUAUUUUGGGGUUUGUAAAGGGGGUCUGUAAGUAAAGUUUGGAUUGUUUUAUAAAAGCAAAAUAAGAAACUUAAUUAAUUAAAUAAUUAGCAAUUGGAUGGAAAAGAAAGAUGACUUUGGCACCAUCUGGUGGCAAACAGCUAAAAAUGGAGGACUGGCAGCACAUAACUGGUUGUAAAAUUCAGAUUUAAAAUGUUCUUCCUAGAACUUACAUCUUUUUAAAAUUAAUUUUGGAAGCAACAUUUAGAAAUGUAUCAUAAAGAAUAAGGUGCAUUGGUUUAUGUUUCACAUAUUUUACAAAAAUCCAACAAAAGGUUUCAGCCAAAUCGUGUUAGUGGCAUAAAUAGAAAAUCAAAAAUGCUUCACUUUUUCAUUCACUUAUUAGUCUGCAAUAAAGCAGUUUUAAAGUGUUGAGUACAAAUAAAUCACUUCAUUGCUCAUAAAACACGUCAUGUCAACAGGACUGCAGUCAAGUUUUAUUUCUCACGGUUUGUUGUGUGAAAUUCCUGUAAAUUUGUUGGUGUUCAAUAACUCAAUUUUAUAUUGAAGCAACAAGAUGCGAUGUAAAUGGCAGGAAAAACAUUUUUUGUCAUACCUUUAGUUACGAUGAUUUCAGUUCUAUGCUUGCAAGUCUUUUAUAGACAUGACUUCCUUAUUUAAGACGGAGAAUAAGUAAAAUAAAUGUUUUCAUUUUUUUACUUGAACGUCUGAUUUCUAAACUGUCAAACACAGAAUAAACAGAAUAAUUACAUAUUUGA